This is a messenger RNA of Nematolebias whitei (Rio pearlfish), 2682 nucleotides long. RefSeq names its product platelet endothelial aggregation receptor 1 (gene pear1). Gene Ontology annotation, molecular function: protein binding. The record is from RefSeq and is a predicted model, not a curated record. Bases 1 to 2682 code for a protein of 893 amino acids. NCBI's taxonomy places the organism in Eukaryota, Metazoa, Chordata, Actinopteri, Cyprinodontiformes, Rivulidae. The transcript has 19 exons. Gene Ontology annotation, cellular component: membrane.
AUGCAGGCUUCGUGCUGCUCUGCUGUCCUGCAGCUCCUCAGCUUCCUGGUCGGUCUGAGCUGCAGCCUGGACCCCCGAGACCCCAACGUGUGCAGCCUGUGGGAGAGCUACACCACCUCAGUCAAAGAGUCCUACUCCCAUCCUUACGAUCACGUGACCGAGGAGCCGUGCUCGGACCCCCGGACCUCCUACAGAUGCACGCACCACAGGGUCAGCUACAAAACGGCCUACAGGCAGGCGGUGAGGACGGAGUACCGCAGGAGGUACCAGUGCUGCCCGGGCUACUACGAGAGCGCAGACAAGUGUGUCCCUCACUGCAGCGGGGAGUGUGUCCACGGUCGCUGUGUGGCUCCGGACCGCUGCCAGUGUGCGAGAGGAUGGAGAGGAGACGACUGCUCCAACGACUGUGAUGCCAAACACUGGGGCGUGGGCUGCCGUCAGGACUGUAAGUGUGAGAACGGCGGUCUCUGCGACCCAGCGACUGGAGCCUGUCAGUGUCCGCCGGGCUUCAUCGGACUCCUCUGUGAGGAUUCUUGUCCUGCGGGGACAUUCGGGCGGGGCUGUCGGCAGACAUGCAAGUGCAAAAACGGAGCGUCCUGUGAUAAAUCGACCGGAGAGUGCACGUGUCGAGAUGGCUUCACUGGGACUUUCUGUGAGAAGACAUGUAAAAGGAAAUGCCAGCUGCGAUGUCCCUGUCAGAAUGGUGGCACCUGUAAGGGCAAAGGGGUCUGCGCCUGUCCUCCUGGAUGGACGGGCGCCGUCUGCACAGAACCAUGUCCUGACGGGUGGUUUGGACAAAACUGUUCUGAGGAGUGUGUUUGUCACAACGGCGGUAGAUGUGACCCGAUCACCGGACAGUGCCGGUGUACCGAUGGCUUCACGGGGAACAGGUGUAACGAGGAGUGUUCUGCAGGCUCCUAUGGUCCGGACUGUAAAGGUGUGUGUGACUGUGCUAACGGAGCUCGCUGCUUCAACAUCGACGGGAGCUGCCUGUGUGAGCCGGGCUUCAGCGGGCCGCGGUGCCGGAACAGGAUGUGUGACCCUGGGAGCUAUGGCAUGCACUGCGAGCAGAAGUGUCUCUGUCAGGACAAACACACUCUCAGCUGCCAUCCAAUGAAGGGAGAGUGCACAUGUGAGCCGGGCUGGGCCGGUCUCCACUGCAACGAGACCUGCGCUCAGGGGUUCUACGGACCCGGCUGCGUGGAGCCGUGUCUGUGCGUGAAUGGAGGCGUGUGUGACAGCGCCACGGGUCAGUGUCGGUGCGCCCCCGGCUUCACGGGCCUUCACUGUGAGAGUCCGUGUAAAAGUGGGACCUUCGGCAGGAACUGCUCCAUGGAGUGCUCCUGUGAGAACUUCAUCGAUUGCUCGCCCGUUGAUGGGACCUGCUUUUGCAAAGAGGGCUGGAGAGGCCCGGACUGUUCGGACCCUUGUGCUGAGGGAACCUGGGGCCCAGGAUGCAAUGCCACCUGCCACUGCGACAACGAGGCAAAAUGUAACCCGGCUGAUGGUUCCUGUGAGUGCUCUGCAGGCUGGCAGGGGGCGCACUGCGACCAGCCGUGCCAGAUGGGCACGUUCGGUCCCGGCUGUCUGAAGAGGUGUAAUUGUGUUCACGCCAGUGGCUGCCAGCCCGCCGCCGGGGAGUGCCGCUGCCUGCCAGGUUGGACCGGUCCCCGCUGCAGUGAGCCCUGUUCUGAGGGUCUGUGGGGUCCCCACUGUAACCAGACCUGCUCCGAGCGCUGCCCCAACAGUGACACGUGUUUGAGGAAAACUGGGGAGUGCGUGUGCCGUCCAGGCUACUGGGGGGCCACCUGCCUGAACAACUCCUCUGAGCAGGCGGGCAGCGUCAUGGUCCCUCUCCCUCCGGGUGAAAAGGAGUCCUGGGGGGCCAUCAGUGGCAUUGUGGUUCUGGUCCUCCUGGUGGUCCUGCUACUGGCCCUGCUGUUGCUCUACAGACGAAGACAGAAAAAGAAGCAGAACAACACGCCCACUGUCUCCUUCUCCACCAGCCGCAGCGUCAACUCUGAGUACGCCGUUCCAGACGUUCCUCACAGUUACCAUCAUUACUACUCCAACCCCAGCUACCACACGCUGAACCAGAACCAGCCGCCGCUGCCGCACCUCCCCAACAACCACGGUCGCAUCAUCAAGAACACCAACAACCAGCUGUUCUGCAGCGUGAAAAACGCAGCGAGGGAGAGACGCCGUUUGUUCGGAGUCGAGUCCAACGCCACCCUGCCUGCGGACUGGAAACACCACGAGUCCCGCAAAGAAUCAGGAGCUUUUGGCAUCGACAGGAGCUACAGCUACAGCGCCAGCCUCGGAAAAUAUUACACCAAAGAGCUCAAGGAGCUGGCGGCUGCGAGCAGCGGCUCUCUGAACAGCGAGAACCCUUACGCCACCAUCAAGGACCUGCCCGGACCCCCGUUCGGACCCCCAGAGAGCAGCUACAUGGAGAUGAAGGCGGCCGUCCCCAGAGAGCGGGCGUACACCGAGAUCAGCCCGCCGCCGUUCCACGUGGCCACGCUGCGCCGAGAGCGGCAGAGCUCCCUUGGCCACGCCCCCCUCGAUGACCCCCAGAGCCACUACGACCUGCCGGUGAACAGCCACAUCCCGGGACACUACGACCUGCCCCCGGUCCGCCGCCCCCCGACCUUUGACCCUCCCAGGAGAAGUCUGCACUGA